Messenger RNA from Caenorhabditis angaria, 12031 nucleotides. The record is from the annotation of a GenBank genome assembly. NCBI's taxonomy places the organism in Eukaryota, Metazoa, Nematoda, Chromadorea, Rhabditida, Rhabditidae.
AUGCUUCGAGUAAGUUUUUUAAAUUUUCAUUUGAAACAAAACUUGUUUUAUAAAAAUUGAAAACAAAAAAAACAUUGAUAAUUUUAUUUCAAAAAAAUUGAAUUCGUCCAAAAUAUAAAAUUAGGAAAUUGUUUAUCUUUUGUGGCACAUGUUGAAAACAAAACAUUUUUUUUUUCAAAUGCUAUUUUCAUUCAAUUCAACAUUAGAGAAAACUUGAUUGUGGAAACACCCAUCAAAUUUGUGACGUUUCAAAAAUUAUAUUUAUCAAAUAAUUUUUGCUCGUUUAAAAUAAUAGAUAACUUUAAGGUUUUUAUCGCCCUAUUUUUCGUGACACUGCAAAUUCUUUUGCUUUUCUUUGUUCUCAAGUUGAGUAUAAAUAUGUGGUUAUUUUUAGAUAUUUUUUUUUUGAAAUGAGUAUCAACUGUUGUUGUUUUUUUUUUAGUUGGUUUUAUUGUUAGUAAGAACAAAUUAGUUCCUCUCGAAAAAAAACUCACGUAUUUUGAUGAAAAAUAAAAAAAUAAUAAUGAAAUACGUGACCUUUUAAAUGAAACGCUCUGAUAUCAUUUUUUUGUUAUUUCUCGAAAGGUAAACGAUGGAAAUGGCAGAGAAUAAUUAGUUCUGAGGUUAGUUGACUCCAAAAUGUCUAUAGCUGGGUAAUAGUUUAUCAGGGUAAUGAUGGGGUGUUUUUUUUUAAUUAUCGGGUCAGGUUCAAAUGAUCGGACCUGCUUUUCACAAAGAUAGAAGUUGUUUCAACUUGAAACCGAAAUCUUGAAUGAAAUAUAUGUUUUCUAGUGCUUUUCGACCUACUGAUCACGAGCCCUUUGUCAGAAAAUACAAUUCUCAACUACUAAUAUUAGUUGUGACGUGGCAAAGUUGGAAAAUUUUGAAAAAUUAAGACAUUAGGAAGAGCGCUAUUAGAUUAUCAUCAAAACUAGUUUUAACCUCCUAAAGUUUCAAUUUUGAAAUUUUUCAACUUUUCCACGUCAUAACUCAUCCUAGAAGUUGAGUUUUACAGUUUUCGACAACGUUAUCGUGAUCAGCGUGUUGAAAACAGCUAGAAAACAUAUAAUCCAUCAGAGAGCUGUAAGUCGAAACAAUUCUCUUCAUAAAAAAUAAAACCGAUUUUGAGGCCCAAUUCUAUCCAGAAAAAUCAUAGACAUUCUGGUUCCAUUUGGGACAUUCUAGAAUUUGGGCCUAAUUAAUUAAACUUAACCAUUCUCAAAUUUCGUAAUAACAUUUUCACAUCUCUCGAGAGUUUUCAGAUAUUGUACUUUUAGUGUAAAAUUUGAUGUCAGAUUUUUAUCAAAAGCUGAAAUAUAGCAGAUCUUUUCAAUGUAUCAAAUAUUCUUUCGAACUUGCUCACAUGAGAAGUUCAAUGUUCUGUAAUUCGAUGCCGCGGAUAAUUUCUUAUUUUUCGUUUCCCUAAAAUGACGAAUUCGAAGUCCUUCUUCCGUUUUCACAGGAAACGUAUUUUCCUCCUUCCUAUUCAAUAUUAAAAAUUGGAUUUGAGUACGUCACUUUCGAAAGUUUUUUUUUCGUUUUGAAAAUGAUGAGACCCUAAAAGGCAAAAAAAUUUGAACUCACAUCAAAGCGUAUUUUUUCAAAAACAGAAAAAAUAUGUUUUUUUUUUUCAUCCUCGGGUUUUUCCACGAACGUCGGGUUUUUCUUCUUUCAUUUUUCCGUCCGUUUGUCUCCUAUUUAUUUCGUCACACUUUGUCGUUUUCUCUCAGUCACUGAAUAUUUCUCUGAAGAUUUUCUUUUUCUGCACUCUCUCCAAUUCGCCUGAUAUUUCUCCUUGAGCUGAAAAAAACGAGUGACGAAACUUUUUGGCUAGGCUUGUAGUAAGAAGAGGGAGAGAGAGGGAGGAGACACUUAUAUUUUUAUACGUCAUAUUUUUUUCUGCCUUUCUGCCAAUUAUGAUGAUUUUUUUCCGAGGAGAAACAAAAUAGUGACAAUUAUAUAUGUCAUGAUUUUUUCUGUUUGAAUUUCUUUAGUUCCACGAAUCAUUGUUUAUCUUCUUAUUUUAUUUUUCUCGACUGUCGACUUCAAUUUUUCCCAGAAAACCUAGACACUUUCCUGAAAGCCUCACAUCAGAAUUUUUAAUCAGUUCACAUUUCAAAUUCUUCCUGCCAUUUUGAAAUUCUAAUCAUAAAAGAUCACAAAUCUGUCAAAUCCGAGCUGAAUAAUCUCCACCGCCCUAAUGUAAAAAUUUCGUCGUCACUCUUCUAUUUUGAAAAAAAAAUAGAAAAACUAGUUUUUCCAUGUCAAUUUCAAUUUUCAAAAAAAAUAUGACGUUAUUUGGGAAUUAGUUACAGUAUCUCUUUUAAUUUCUUGGGUAAUGAUAGGUUUUAUCGUUUUUAUUAUUCUCGUUUCGAAUAUGUCAGUAGAUUUUUUUCAAAACUUGAAUCAUAGAUACUUAUUAGGAGAGCUUUUUUGGAACUGACUGAAAUUUUGUGUUUUUUUUGAGUUCGGAAAAUCGACAAUUUUUGGCCCAAUAAUUUUUUUGUUGAGAAACUUUGGAUCCGAAAAUUAUCAGAGAGAAAAUUUCGAAAUCUGAAAAAUCGCCAUCAUUACUCAAGAUUUUGAAAAACUUAUUUUUAGAAGAAGUCAUAUCUUUUUGAUUUUUGAAAAUACCCGCCGAUUUUUCAACCGGUUCCCAAAACUCCCCCUUGUCCCCCCGUUUUAUUAUACUUGAUUCCGAAUUAUUUCAAAAUACCCACCAAUUUUCCUUUCCCCCUUUUUUUUUGGUGGUGUAUUUCGAAACACCAGAAUACUCACGUUUAUUUGCUUAUUCAUACGAAUUCUAAACAUCUGCUGGUGGCUGCUGUUUCGUAAAAAAAAAAGAAAAAAUUAUGAAAUCAUCUAUGUUCUUUUCUUUCUUCUGCUUGACAUCAUUUUAAUAACAGCGUUCGAAAAAAAAAGAAAAUCUUGGCUAAAAAUAACUAACCGCUUGCUUGGUUAUUCAUUUUGCAACCAACAUUUCAUUUAAUAUUCUGAUGGAUCAAGACGCUUAUAAAUGAUGACUUAAAAAUGAGCUGAAAUUUUUUUUCGUGAGAAAAACAUGAUGAUGAUUUUUUUUGAACACUACCUAGGAUUUUUUUGGCUUUUUAGGCGCGUCAUCUUCAGAACUAAUUGUAAGCUCUCUGUGUCCUAAACAAUCAGAUUCUCCAGAGGCGACUACUUGACAACUAGGUUUAUUAGAGUCGCCUACUUGACAUAGAAGUUUUCAAGACGCGGCUCCUUACCAGAGUCAAUCUCUAGAGAAGGAUUCUAGCCAGCCCGGUUCUCUAGGCGUGAUUCCUCGAGAAUCAGGUCUUUUUCAUGAUUAUGAUUAAUUAUUAUAUUUUCACCUGUUUUUUAUAGGUUUCCAAAUGUUUUUUUAUCAAAAACAAAAAAAAUUACAGUAUUCCCCUUAUGCAGGUGAAAAAAGAGCUGAAAUUGAUCUACUUCAAAUUCAGCAGAUUUCCAUUUUCAUAUUUUUUGAUAAUGUCAGCUUGACAUUUAAAUUUCCAGGCGACAUCGACCGGAAAUUAUAAUAAAUAUAUUUAUUUGUGAAGCCAUUCAUUUCCAACAUAGGAAAUCUUAUAUAUAUUUUUUAGUUAUAUCAUAGCUGGAAAUAUGAGAGAUAAUCUUUGAAUUCGUCAUUUUCUGCGGCCUGGAAAAAUACUUCCAUGUUUUUUUUUCUGUUUUAAAAUUUCGAUUUCUCGAUGUUAUCUUUUUCUUUUUGUCUCAGCGUCUCUUAUAUUAUGAAACUGUUCUUUUUUUGGUUGCAAAAUGAUGUCAUUCAUUUUUGCUUGAAAAUUGCCGACUAUUUUUAUUUCAUUUCAUUUUUCGCAUUGUCUGAAAUCUUGACGAAGAUAAAUUUCAUAUUUUUUUGUUCUUCCUCGUUUUUUAAUUAAAAACCAAAAGGUUUUUGUAUUUAUUCGGCUACAAAUUUCUAUUUCAGAACCUUUUUUUCAUUUUCUCAAAUAUUUGGUUUUCAGAUUAUUUUUUACCUCAUAUUUCUCAUAGUUCUGAAUACGAUUUUCUAAAAUAAAAUCGAUCGAUUUUAUCAAUAAAUGUUAAAACAUAACUUAAUCACAUCACUUUCGCCCCAAAACUUUUUUUAUUUGAUAAAUUGUGACUGGAAAGUUUUAUGAUUGGAAUACUGUAGAUUUUGAAAUAUUUAUCUUAUUUUUGAUAACAAAAUUAACACAGAAUUGAAAUAUUUGAAUUUUAAAUUUGAAUGUCGUCAUUUUUAAAUUUUUUUUUCGCUGUGAAACAUCAGUCGUUUGAUGUUCAAAUUAUUACGUUUCCUCUCAAAUUUUUAUUUUUUCCAGGAAAUGACAGUGCUGGACACAGUAACAAUUAUAACACCGUGUGGUUUGGCAGCAUUAUUAAGGGAAGCAAAAAAGACGACACUCGUUGUGGAUUGUCGUGGAUUUACGGAAUUCAAUGAAUCACACAUCUCACAAUCGACAAAUGCAUUUUUUUCCAAAUUGAUUAGGAGGCGACUUUUUGAAAAUAAGGUGAGUUUUUUCUGGGAAAGGAUACGGUAGAUGACGAAUCUGAUGUUUGAGCAUAGAAACAAUGUGCUCAGAAGCCUUUGGAAAAUUUUUGAAAGGUUUCGUUUUUCUAAUUAUGAGAAAGGGUAUUUGGAGAUUGCUUGAUUUUUGUUCGAAAAAGUUGCAUGUUCAAAUGUUUUGAAAAAAAUCUAAAUUUCCACGUUUAGCUUCAUGUUUCUAAAUAAUGUGAUUUUUCAUUAUCGCCGCGCCUUUAGUUUUCAAAGUAAAAUUUUUCGGAGCAAAAUUUCAAAAUUUUUAUCCAAAUAUUUUUCGAAAAAAUUUCAACCCCUUUUUCAAAUUUCAAAUUGUUCUCUAUUCAAAACUCCACGUGACUUCUAACUUGCGAAAUUUCCAAGUUCAAAUAGUUCAAACUACAAAUCACCCUUGCCAAUUAUUUACACUACAUUCCAAAUAAACAACCAAUAUUGAUUUUUCUCCCGUCGUUUUUUUUCGUCUUCUCUGAUCACUUGAAAAAUCACCGAUUGACGUCACAACAAAUCCAAUCAUUUGUUGAUUAGUCAUUUGUAUCUACAGAAGAAGAAACAAAAAACAGAGAAUGUCUUUUGGAGAUACAUUUUUGGGUUGAUCCGAUUGUGACGUAAAAACUUUAUGAAUUUUGAAGUUUUUCGAGUUGAAAGUGUGAUUUGUGAAAUUUCUAUCCUGGACAGAAACCAUGUUUAAUCAGAGUUACGAAAUUUUCUGGACUUUUUGCUGUUAUCUUUGAAGUGAUGAAAAUGGAACACUACAAUGUAGUCGCUUCAAACAUCAGCAUCAAAUCGGAUUAAAAAAUGAAUCAGAUUUUUUUGGAAACAAUUUCAGCUGGAUGAAGUUGAACUUGGAAAAGGGUUCCUGAGAAAUCGAACCAUUUUAAAACAAUGAACUUGACCUGCGAAUCCGGAACAUUUUUUGAAAAGCCCAAUUUAUUUCUAUGUUCAAAAAUUGGUCCCUGAUCCAUAUUUUUUCUGUAAUAAUCUAAGGUGGUCUUAUGAUUUUUAGGUAGAAUAAGUCUGUCGGUUUCUAGACAACUUUGAAAAAAUCUGGACCUGGCUCGAUUCCAAACCAGCCUUUCUCACCCCCGCUCAGUUAUCAAAAUACCCAUGUUUGUUGUUGUUUUGUUUAUGUAGAUCGAUCCGUUCGUAAAUAUUGACUCAAACGCUUUUUAUAGUAUUUCGCUUCGGGUGUACGAUUAUUUUCCCGGUUCUUAUUUUUAUUUUUGCUCUUCGAUACACAAAAACAACACAUUUUCCAGCCAAAAAAAGAUAAUUUUCUGUAGAACAAAGCAUUAAAACAAAGAAAUAAAUAAUGGAGUCUGUCUCGAUUUGAACUUUGCAAACUUGACUCAUAAUUCAAUUAGUCAUUCAGUUAUCAACCGGUUUUUAGUUGAUUAUGACUUUUAGUGUGAGAGAGAGAGAGAAAUGUGAGUGAGUAAGUGUGAUAAAAAAGUAUUACUGUAGAAAUAUGGUAUGAGUAAUGGAUUUCGAAAUAUUCUGGACACAAUGAGUAAUAUGUUAAUUUUUUGGGGAAGGAAAAGAGGAAGAGGGCGGUAAUUGGAUCCUGGUCUAAUCUUGUUUACAUAAUUACAGAACAUGUGAACAUUAAUUAAUUUCAGAGGUGUUAUGAAAGAGAGAGAAGAUAGGAUUCGGCUUACUAGGUUGAAUUUAGGUUAAAUUCUCUUUCACUAGACUUGAUAGGCUCAAAAUUAGGCUUAAGCUUAAAAGUUGCAGACAUUUUCUGGAUUUUUAAUUGAAAAAUCUUUAUCAGCUUUGUUAGAGUAGGAAUUAGGCCUAAGCGUUUUAGGUCCCGAAAUUUAAAUUCCGCAGUUAAAAAUGCUAUUUUGGCAUUUUUUUAGCAUGUAUUUAGCUUCAAAUUGGAAACCACGUGUUAGAUUAUGUUCUAAGGCUUAACUUUUCUCAGAAUAAUUUUCUCUGGUGUUUUUUUUUAAUCUCAAAUUUUCUACUGAAAUUCGCCUUUGGAUAAAUUUCAUCCAUUCAUCCAUCCAGAAAACUCCAUUUUCUUCAAUUUCCCAAUAAAAUUUCCUCAUCUUUUCUUUGUGACUCAUCGAAAUUACAAAUAACCAAAAUUUCGAAAAUCCACUAUUUUUGCUUCUUUUUUCUACACACACAUCACAUUUAUGACUAAUUUUCGUGAGAAUGAAAUAAAAACCGAAAGAAUGACUCAUUUUAUGUGCGCAGCCAGCAAAAAAGCAGCCCAGCUUUUUUAUUUCGUUUCUGGGCGGAGCCUGGUCAACACAUGGUCAUUUUUUCCCAGAAAUACAUACUUGUGAAUAAUAAAUCAAAUAUUCAUAUUCAUGUUCCCUACAGUAGUCCUAUUUUUUCCGAGAACUUAAAAAAUAAAUAAAUGUAUAUAAUUUUCAGCUCUCACGAUAUGCUAUAAUUAUAUGACUAACUCUUUCAGAUUUCUUAGAAUUCGUUUUCUGUUUUUUUCUUUUCUCAGAGAACGAAUAACAAAAAUAUAUUAUUUUUUAUUUCUUUUCACAUGUGAGAUUUUUUUUAUUGAAAAACAAUUGUUUUGCAGCUCGACGAUAAUUGUCUCGUGCACCAUUUAAUGAGUUCUUCUGGAAAUCGAGACGAAAUGGAACAAAAACUUGAUAUUGUAUUGUAUGCGGAAGAGGAUAAACCAAGGGGAAAUAAGAGAAGGUAACUAGAUAGAAGGCUUCUGGAAAAAAAAUCUGAAAAUUCAAAUUUAUUGUAGAAUCGCGUCUUGUAAUGCACCUGAAUCAUCGGCCAAAAUUUUGCGAGUUUUGCGUGAGAGAUUGGAAGAAACUGAAAAAUUCAGAAGUGUUAUGGUUUUGGAAGGUUGGUUUUUAGAGAAGAUUUGGGAUUUUUUUUUGAAGCUACAGUAGGUAACUUUAUAACCGUAUUACCUAGAAAUCUGGGGGUUUUUUCAAAUAUUGGUUCGUUUUUCUCAGAAAUUUUUCAAUUUUUCCACAAACACAUAGUUUUAUUUUCCCAAAAAUGUCACUUGACACAAAUCUCCUAAGAAUAUUUUUCUAGUGACAAACACGGCAUCUCCUCUUUUUUUUUCUUCAAAAAACCCAGCUUUUCCGAAUGUUUUUCGACUUCUCCUUGAAAGUGCUAAUGAAAUUUUUUCGAAAAAAAAGAAAGCUUUUUGGUUUGCUUGAGGUUUUUUGUCUUCUUCUUCUUCUUCUCAUUUUGUCGCGCUUUUUUCGUACGUCAAGAACACUUGGUUGAUUGUCAUUUCCAGGCAAGCAAAAUGAGGAAAAUGUUGUUUAUUCCUCGUUUUUUUUGUGUUUUUCUUGCCAUCUUCAUCUUAUUUAUUACACACGUUUUUGUUUUUAUUAGAUUUUCGUUUGGGGUGAAAAGUGUUUCGUGAUCAGACCAGUGAGCAUGAUUCAUAGGAGCAAGCAAAAAAAAAUAAGAGAAAAAAUAGAGAGAAGGCGGAGUCAGCCGGGAUAUUAGAUUUUCAGAAACAAGUAGGAGGAAAUUUUAUUUAUUUUGAUUUUUUCUUGGAACUUGACUUGAGCUGAUUUUUGGAGAAUUUUCAAGAAAUCCUGUUUUGACAACAGAUUUUGAAUCAGAUCACGGCCCUUCCUAAUCCAAUCCUGAACUACCCACUGGGCGAAUUUUUGAGAGCGGGAACCGGGAAUCGAACCCGUGACCCUGAGAUUGACAGCAUCCACCAUUGCCACUGAACCGCUCAGUCAGACUUGGUCUGAUUUCUCAAGCCCUUCUCGAAAUUUCUCACUGAUAACUAAUCAAAAGUGUUUCACCGCCAUUCCAAAAUUUGAUAUCUGAAAUGUGACACAUCAAAAAACCACCAACCAAAAAAUAUUUAUUUAAUGAGUCGGCACACACUCAACAUUUUUUCGCGACGAAAUUAUCUAUUAUCACUCGACAGUUAUUUUGCUCGUCUCAAAGAUUAUUUUCAGUUGGAUAUUUAAAGCUCAUUGAUGGAAUUACAGACACACGUGUCUUGUUUUUCAUGAUAAAGUGUAGAUUUUGAAGUACUAAUAACAAUCAAAUUAUAGUUAUUUUGCACGUUCUUUGAUUCUUUCAAGAUUCUUUUUAAAAAAAAAAUUUCCUUUUGAGUUAAUUUAAUUUGAAUUCAAAGUUUUAAUUAGAAACUAAAAUAGUUUUCAUAAUUAGUGUCAGAAUAUGCAAAUUCAAAAUGAGUCACACCACAUGUUUUCUCUGCGUCUCAUCGUCUAUUGAUUCACCAAAAAUGGCACAUCUCUCGACUCUCUCGUAUUUCCAUACUCUCUCAUUCUCUAGCCGUUGGCUCAACUCCAAUUUCGAUUUUCCUCCUCCUCCUCCUUCUUCUUCUAGUCUCUUAUUUUUUCUAUUCUUCGUGUAUUUUCUACGUCUUCUGAAUAUUCUCCUCUUCUGAAUCUGAAUCGGAAUCCCGAAAUGAAAAUGGUUGAAAAAGUUGAAAAUCGAAAAGAAUCGAAGACGGCAAAACGACGAAGAAAGCGAAAGAAUCGAAAGAUUCGAAUUGAAAAAGAACGCUUGGAGAAAAUUGAAAAUGAGCAGAAAAUGUUGAAAAUUAAACUGGGACUUCCGCUGAAAUUGCACGAAGCGAUGGAAGAGAAAUUGGAAUUUGAGAAUAGUGAGUUUGGAAUUUGAAUCAGUUGAUUUUGGUUUUAUCAGUUUCUCUCCGCGAGGUUUCAUAUUUUGAUUAUUUUCAUUGUUGAAAAAAAUGUGCCGAAGCAAUUUCAAAUCGGCCUCAUUUCCUAGAAUCUAGAGUCUAGAUUCUAGACCUAAAGAUCUAGGAUUCUGGAAUUUUUUCUUAGUCGUCUGCAAAUUGUUUUCCCAAGGUAGAUAACUUAAUUUGAGAGUCUCAAACCAUUUUCAUUAUUUUCCAAUAAUUUGAAAUAACCUCUUGAGACACAAAUUCACUGAAUCACUUUCUAGUUUUAUCAAUUCCUCUCCAUUUUCCAAAUUUUUUGAUAAAUUUUCACAAAAAAAUAUGUGACGUAUGUGUUGUUUUUCCUCUAAACAGAUACCCAUAUAAUAAAUAAUACUUGCUAACUAUUAUAUUUUGAGUCAUCGUCGUCAAAACACGUGUGAUCAUUUUGGUCUCCAAAAAAACCUUCUUUUCUUCUUCAUUUUUUCUUUCUUUCAUUCCUUGUUCUAUCCGAUGAUUCAUUUCGAACACUGUUGGGCGGAGCUUAUUUUUUGUAUGUGUGUGUCGUUUUUUUUCUACUUCACUGUUAGACCAAAUCAAAUCAGAUCAAAUAUUUUGCAUUCUGUAGUAGUACUAUAUAUAUAUAUAUAAAACACUCAUAAUAUAAUUUAUUCAUAAUCACCUAAUUUAUCUAUUAGCUUAUUUUAAAAUUGUCAUCAAUAAUGAUUAAUUGUAAGUUAUCAUUUAAUUUUUUUGUGCAAAAAAUUUUAAUGUUUCCACGAAAUUUUUUUAAAUGAUAAAAAAGUUUGCAAAUUCCUCUUCACCCCGAAAAAAAAAUGAUUUCGAGAAAUAUGAGUCAUUGAGUAAAGUUAGAGAACACAAGAAGAGGAAUCACCUGGUCGCGUCUCUAACACUCUCUCAGUUCUCAAUGCUAUUUCGCUCGAUGUGUCAUUGAAACGAGGAAUGGAGGCGCAGAGAAAAAGCGCAUAUUCUAUUGUUGUCACUUUGGUUUUUUUUGUUGUUGUUUGAAAAUGGAAAAAUAUGUGUUUAUGUAUGAAGGGGGCCCUUGUUUUUUGAAUUAUUCAUUUUUAAGUCCCUCAAAAGGGGAAGUGAAUUUCAAAACUCUUGUCAGCAUUUCAUAUUUUUAAAAUGCACCACUUCCUUUUUCUUAUCACAAAAUUACUUCCUUUUUUAUCUGUGCCCGCCUUUUUUAUGCGAUAGAUUAGAAUACUAUCUUGUCUAUUUCGUACUCAACAUGACAAUACCUAAAAAAUUAAUUUUGCUCAAAUUCUCUAAAAUUGUUCAUAAUGGUAAAUUAUUUAAUAUUUAUUAAGAAAGCUCUUAAUUUUUCUUUCAAAAAAUUGCGAUUUUUGCAGGUGGAUAUAAACAUUUUGCAACUCAAUAUCCUCAAUUGUGUGAAUCAUCAGAAGGAAUGACCCGAUUACCGCAGAGUUUAUCUCAGCCAUGUUUAUCAAAUCCAAAUGGCGACGGAAUCACCCAAAUCACACCAAAUGUAUAUUUAGGAAGUCAAAUGGAUAGUUUGGAUGCUCAAAUGUUGAAGGUAGAUCAAACUAAUUAAUAAUUAUUUUCCAAUGUUUCUUGUUUUUCCAGGCUUUGGAUAUCACAGUUGUCAUCAAUUUAUCGGUCAGUUGUCCGAAAAGUGUUUGUAUACAAGAUGAGAACAAUUUUAUGCGAAUUCCGGUAAAUGAUUCGUAUCAAGAGAAAUUGUUGCCAUAUUUUCAAGUGGCGUUUGAUUUUUUAGGUAAUUAUUUUUUUCCGAUUUUUCAUUGCCAUCUUUAAAAUGUCGAUUUUUUCAGAGAGAUGCCGAUUGGCUGGUAAAAAAUGUCUGAUUCAUUGUUUGGCUGGAAUUUCGCGCUCUCCAACUCUUUGUAUUUCUUAUAUAAUGAGAGCAAUGAACAAAAAUAGUGAUGAUGCAUAUCGAUAUGUUAAAGAAAGAAGACCUUCGAUUUCUCCAAAUUUUAAUUUUAUGGGACAAUUAUUGGAAUAUGAACAUCAAUUGAUUGAAGAGAAUAUUUUGAAAAGUGGCCAAGCUUCGAGACCAAAUCGAAUCGAACAUCAUAUUCCACAAUUUUCAUCGUCAUCUGAUAUGGAUUUGUGCCCACCAAAAGUUCCGAAAUCGGCAUCAUCACAUUGUGUUUUUUCACCAUCUUUUACAUCAAAUGUUUCACAACAACAACAGCAAAAAACUUCGGAUUCUGAAUCAGAUGAGCCAUCAAAUCAAGUAAAUGCAAAUGGAAAACGAGGAAUGUCUCUUGAAUUACCAUUGAGACCAAGAGCCCUUGGACUCCCAAUGAAAACAUCGCAAUCUCUGAGACAAGAAUUGCCAUCGCCAAGUUCGGAAUUUUCGAGAAUGUCAUUCGAUGGAAAAGAGGAUUUGACAUCUUUUACAAAUCCAUGUUUUCUUCCACCAAUUACACCAACUCGAGAAGUUACGAUUCCACUUGGAAGUUCGAUUGAGAAUCCAUUGUAUUUUCCGAAAAAUGAUGUUUCGAAAUUCAAACGGUUUUCGCCUCAAAAGGUAAUAAUUUUUUCCUUCAAACAAUUUUUUCUAUCCGAAUAACCCCAUUAAAUUUCUAUUAAAAAAUAUUAUUUUAUUUUAGCAAUGUGACGAGUCAACAUCUACCUCAAAUACUUCUUCAACUUCUUCUUCUUCUCGACCAGAAUGUCUUCGCUCUUCAACAGUUCUUAUAAAUACACCAACAUUUCCACCAACAACUGAAGAAGAAGAAGCUGAAUCACCCGAAUCGGGGUUUGUUGAAGAAGAUGAAAAUGAUGAAGAUGAACAAAUUCAUAGCAGCAAUAAUUCAGAUGAUACUGUAUCAAUAAGUUCGGCUAGUUCACUUGAAAUUACUUGCAAAUAA